AUAGCACCAUGGCCUCGGCCAAUCACCGGGGUGGCGGCGGACGCGGAGGAGGUGGCGCCGUCGCCGGAGCCGGCGCCGAUGGCAAUGCGAUCGUGGGACUCCAGAUCGGCUCCGCCUGGUUUCAGCGCAAGAUCAACCUGAGGCCGCAGCACCGCGGCGUCCACCUGGUCACCGAGGAGAUCCUCCGACAGAUGCCGGAGCUGGCGCACUUCUCCGUGGGACUAUGCCACAUGCAAAUUCUUCACACCUCGGCGAGUUUAGCGUUAAACGAAAGCUGGGAUCCAGACGUCAGAGACGACAUGGAGAUGAUGUUGAAUAAAAUAGUUCCCGAAGGCUUGCCCUACAGGCAUUCGUGCGAGGGACCCGACGAUAUGCCCGCGCACGUGAAGGCCUGCUUCCUGGGCAGCUCCCUGACAAUCCCGAUAACCGAUGGCAAACUGUCGCUGGGCACGUGGCAGGGCGUCUGGCUGUGCGAGCACCGCGACCAGGCCGGAUCCAGGAAGCUGGUGAUCACGCUGACCGGAUGUCCGCGCGAACAGGCCCGCAGUCCGCUGUCACCCGUCUCGCCGAUCGCCAGCACGUCCAGUUAGGGGCGGCCUCGCUCCACCCGCGACAGCCGGUAAUCGCGGGGCGACAAUAAUGCCAUCAUUUCGUCGAGGCGGCUGAUACUGCAGAAGAACUUGGCUAAGGCGACGGCCCAGCAGCGGGCGGCGGCGGUGAUUGCCGCCGGACGCGGGGGAUUGGGUGGCGGCGGUCAGCAGGACGCGUUGGCGCCACCCAAUAUACCCGGAUUCGUGGAGACGAAGACCGGCCGCCUGCUGCUCCGCCAGCAGCUGCACCUCAAUCUCAAUCUGAACGUGCAGGAAACGCUGCGCGAUGGCGUCGAUAUCGAUGAUGUGGACGAGGAUGUCGACGAGGACGAGGACCUAGAAACCGUCACAACAGUGCCUCUUAACAAUGAACAACUUAAUGCUAAGGUCACAACCACCACAUCCAGUUCAUCAGCAGCGAGCAGUGCAUUAGCUAAAUUCAAUCGCAUCAUUGACUCCACACUGGAGCGGCCAGUGGAUUAUGCCACCAGUCUGCCCAAGUUGAGUAGCGCCACCUUGCAGCAGCGCUUCAACCUGGCCUAUCCGGAGUUGGUGACCCAACAGCAGCAGUUGCAGCAACACCAGCAACAGUCUAGAUUGGAACAGCCAAUCGAAAUGGGUCGCCAGCAGCAGCAGCAACAUCAGCAGCUGCAACACCAGCAACAUGAUGCGACCAAGCAGAUCAGUAGCCUCCAGGGGAACCCCAGAUUGGAUCGUGGAACGGGCGCCGUUGCCAACAGCACACCAUUAACACUUCAAGCACCCAAAACUCCAGCAACGGCGACGGAAGAGCAACAGUUGGAUCCGGGGAAUCCCCAACACCACGACGACGACGACGACGAAGAUGAUCAUCCCCACCACGACGAGGAUAAUCAAACGAAACGAAAUGAUGUGCAUUAUUUGUUGAAACAGUUGAAUAGUUUUAGUGAUAUAGAAGAAAUAGAAAUUGUUGAUAUGAAGCAAAGAGGUCAGCGGCCGCCGAUGGCCUCCAGUUCGUUGGCGACCAUGAUGCCGCCACCAUCGCCGGCACCGCCAGCCUCGCCCUCCACGCAGUCACAUCGACUGGGGCCGCGGUUCGCCUCCUCCUCUUUGGGCGAUAGCUCCUUGAUCCUGCCGCAGCACCAGUUCGACGACUACCUGUUCGAGUCCUGCCACUACCUGGAGACAAACUACUUUGCCGCCACCUACCGCACUGCCAUGGUCGAGAGCAGCUCCCACGAGUUCCGGCCCUCGACCAACAGCAGCUCGAACAGCUUCGAGCUGCACGAGAUGGAGCCGCCCAGUGUCAUCUGCAAGGCUGGCGCACCGCCAUCUCCACUGGUAACCAGGUAUCCCGGGCAUCCUGGUCAUCCUGGCCAACCGCCGCCGCGGUACCAGUUCGAGUAUCAGGCGGAGACCCGGCUGACCACCAGUGGGGUGCAGACGGAGCUCACCGCCGAGUCGCUGGCCAAGAUGAGCAACUGCAGCGGGAGUAGCUCCUCCAACUCGACGAGGGCUCCUCCCUUCUUCCGGUGCUGCUACACGCCCAUCGAUCGCUGGCGGGAGAGGAGGCAGCAGCAGAAGAGCUCCUCGGCCUCCUCAUCCGCCGCCGCCCAGCCGCCCAAGGACGUCUGACACUGGGCGUGGCAGUCCACUCGAAGAUCCAACAUGUGCCUGGCUAACUUACUUCAGGGAUGCAAGCCGAGGGAAAAUGGGUUCGGAGUUUAUAGACAUGGUUCUGUGCAGUGGUUUAUCCUUUUGUGCACUUAAAUUUUUUGUAUUAAUUUUAAUAUCAUAAAUGAAAUACUGGAGUUUUUAUACUACAAUUAAUUUUCAUCCUUUAAAAUUCCGAUCAGUGGCCCAAACUAAAAUUUAAAUACAAAGUUGCGAGACUCCAGACAUUCCUGAAUAUGUUAAACAAUAGUUGUUGAGUUCUUAUUGUACAUUUCAUUUUCUAUUUUGAAUUUUACUCGUGGGCACCCUCAUUCGAACUAAUUCUGUUCCUCUUAAAUUGGAAUAAUUCAUUUAAUUAAAAAACUAUUACCAUAAACCAAGAACCAAGUAAACCGAACCACAGAAACGGUUUGCAUCCCUGUUAUUUUGGUCGCUGUUCUCAUUUGCGAUAUCAACAAGAGAUUCCAUUUCGAUCGACAGUCGAUACACGAAUCACGAAUCGCUAAUCAUGCGAAGGAAGUUCAUUAUUGUACAAUUUAUAUAUGCUUAAACGUAAACAAGAAAUGUUAGUAAACAAUUUUUUAUACACACACCAGCCACACAGACAUUCGCACAUUUUUGCAAUACACCAAAGUAAAUGAUUUGGAAAUUUGUAUAAAUACUUGAGAGUUGAUAAAUGUUUAGCAGAAAACAUAGAUAGCUGCCAGCCUACUUAUUCCCAUUGAAACAUUUAACACAUUUCUGGCUUUUUGAGAUGCUUUUUUUUGGUAGUUGGCUAAAUUCUCUGCUAAGCAUUUACUUAAGCUGAAAUCAACUUAGGCCUAAAGUUGUAUUCAAAAAUGUUUCAACAGAAGAAAAUAUUGUUAAAAAUUAUUGAAAAAGUAGUCAAGGACGAGGGCAGGGGACGCGAGAGCUUGUAUAGUAAGUUGAUAAAUAAAGUAAUGGAGAAUCAUGUUGAUAGUGGUCAGAUCAAAUAGAUGAAAGGCGCGCACGCCGGCACUUUUGUUUUUAGAUUCUAGAUUCCUCUCGCUUUACCAAGUCCGUUUGUCUGUCUAUAAAUAUAGCAUUCAACUUAGGAAAUUAUCAGCGUGCGCGUAUCGUAUCGGGUUCACCGAUCCCCAAAACAGAUCGAAACCAAAAGACAAAAGCAAUUGUUACAUCAAUAAGACACUAUUCUGUUGACCUAUCAUUUAAGCCACUGAUUUUACGUUUCGAAAGUUUAGGCUUUUAAGGAAUUGUUGUUAGAGCACAAGAGAUACUGGCUAUACAAGCAAACCAAAUACGGAACGAUCCAACUCUUAAACCAACCAAGAGCAAUAUUAGUUUUUAAAUCAGUUCGGAUUUGUCAAUUUUGUUGAGAACAUAUGCAAGUAAAAUACAUCAAAUAUAUCACUAACUUGAAUAAGCCUCGAGAUCACGCUUUGGUUUAUCGGAAAAUAAAUAUAUACGCAAUUGGAACACCA
Molecule: messenger RNA, 3706 nt
Organism: Drosophila rhopaloa
Lineage: Eukaryota; Metazoa; Arthropoda; Insecta; Diptera; Drosophilidae
Source: RefSeq, a predicted model, not a curated record